Molecule: messenger RNA, 1317 nt
Organism: Cydia splendana
Lineage: Eukaryota; Metazoa; Arthropoda; Insecta; Lepidoptera; Tortricidae
Exons: 7
Coding region: 135-1283 (382 amino acids)
Source: RefSeq, a predicted model, not a curated record
AUCAAUCAAUAAUUCUUAUCAGUUCAGAUAAACUAAACGUAGACGUGUGCAUACCAGAAUUGUCUUUUAAUUAAAUUCCAUAAUUGAAAACACACAAUCCAUAAAAGCAGUUAGUUUAGCUCACCAAUUCCAUCAUGCAAUGUUUUGCUUUGGUCCUCUUUUGUGUUUUGUGUUCUUUUACUUUAGUCUCUAGUAAAUAUCCUUUACAUUACAGGAUUUUGAGAACCGGAGGAGACGGUGACGAUGCCAUUGAUGACGAUGUUGGCGUCGAUGAUGAUGCGGGUGUGACAUUAAGUAAAGAGAAUGACAGAAACGAAGGAGUUGACGACGAUGAACUUGAUAGCAAUGAAGGCAAGAAGUUAAGUGAAGCCAAUGACGAAAACGACGCAGUCAACGAUGAUGAUCAUGUUACUGAAGAUAAUAAUAAAAACGACGCAGUUGGUGACGAUGAUAAUGUUACUGCAGGUAAUGAUAAAAAUGACGCAGUCGGCGAUGAUGAUAAUGGUUCUGCAGGUAAUGAUAAAAACGAGGCAGUCGAGGAUGGUGGUCAUGAUGAAAAUAGCGCAGUCCAUGAUGACGAUGAUUCUGCUGUUAAUGACGAAAACGCCGCAAUAACUAAUGAAAAUACUGCUAUCAAUGAUAGUAAUGAGGGUAACCAGGAAAUCGAAGAUGAUGAGCCUUCAAACUCAUCCACUCAGGGCAAGAAGGUGAAACUUAGCAAUGACGAGCUGGAGGACCUCAAACAGUACUUCCUGGAGCUGAAAGCUGGUGAUUUGACGGAGUUCCUUGGCAAUCCUCAUUAUCACGAAUCGAGGUAUUAUAAGGACCUGGGCCGCCGGUUUGUUCCUUUCUACCCUUAUAAGGAGAGGAAAGUUAAACAUAGAAAACCGAGUCCUGAGCAAAUCAUACAGUUUAUUAUGUCCUCAGCAAAAAAAAAUCUAAGGAAUAACGAAGAUAGAGAUAUAGUACCAAUAAUGGCACCAGCUCACGUAGUCAUGGCUGUGAUGAGAAACGGUACAAAAAAAUAUUCCUCUAAGCCAAGCGAGCCUACGGAAGAAAUCAUCAGACAGUAUAUGCUGAGGAGUGGUGAUUAUUGGGAUGAUGUGUGGAAAGAAGAUGUGAAGCCAGACACUAUUCUAAGAACAAAGAAAAGGAAACAUCACAAACAAACAUUGGAUAUCCAGCCAUUCACAUCGAAGCUUGUCCCGGGCACCAAAUUGUAUGAUCUGCUCGCUAGGAUUGUGAAGAAAUCACCGAAACUAUUGUACUUUAUCAACAAUUAAUAAUAAUGUAUAAUACAUAAUAUUAAAAACAGUA